Messenger RNA from Chondrus crispus (carragheen), 1383 nucleotides. RefSeq lists its product as hypothetical. The record is from RefSeq and is a predicted model, not a curated record. The coding region runs from base 1 to 1383 and encodes 460 amino acids. The transcript has a single exon. Gene Ontology annotation, molecular function: hydrolase activity. NCBI's taxonomy places the organism in Eukaryota, Rhodophyta, Florideophyceae, Gigartinales, Gigartinaceae.
AUGUGCGAAGAAAACUUCUGGGACUGUACUCCACGAGGCGCAAAGCGAUAUCGACAAAGCUUAUACCUGCACCUAGUCUUCAGCAUGGCAAGUGAAGGUGUCACUAACCUUGGCAUUGACAAGUUCUUCGAGAAGAACUCUGAGCUUCACUCAGGAUGGCUGAGGUCUUUGCACAGCAUAGCAGAGCGCUCCUUCGAAGAGCAAGAGACGUCAAACUUCAUCUACAGUAUAUUGAAAGAACAAUGCCCGUCCCUCAAAGUAACACGCGGUCUCAAUGACGAGCUUCCCACAGCGGUUCUUGCGGUUCACACACCGCGUGACCCAACACUAUCUCCCAUCCUGUUGCGAGCCGACAUGGAUGGCCUUCCAAUACGUGGGACAGAUGGCACACCAUCACCUUUGCACCCAGAUGUUCACCAUGCUUGCGGACACGAUGGCCACGUCACAUGUUUGCUCACGUGUGCUCACUGGAUACAUAACUUCCGCGAUUUAACUCAUCGCAAGGUCGUACUUUUCUUCCAACCGGCGGAGGAACGGGGGGUCGCCGCCAUCGGAGGGUCUGGUGCUCGCAUCGCGGUAGAGAGAGGCGAGUUGCUUGACACACUCCAUUCGGACGUUGAAGCAGUUUAUGCGUUGCACUCUUGGCCAGGCCUUGAGGUAGGCCACUUUGGUGUCGGGGCAGGUCCCAUGAUGGGGUCCUCCAGCAAGUUUGUCAUAGAGUUUGCUGGACACGGCGGCCAUGCCGCAAUGACUUCCGAGGAAGGGGGCGACGCUUUACUGGCAGCGUGCACCAUGGUAACCUGUGCUCAAGCUGUGAUUGCACGUGGGACAGACGCUUUCAUUCCUGCCGCUGUUGCGUUCACAAGCGUGGAAAACGUCGAUUCCCACGCCCUUGGCGCCAUCCCAUCUCAGGUACGCGUGUGUGGUACCUUUAGAACGCUUGACACGCAAACGAAGGAGUCCAUCCUCAAGCAAUUGCGACGGCAUGCGGCUGGUGCUGCGACGAUGCACGGAUGUCAGGGCAACGUGUUAUUCACUGACGGCUAUCCCGUGACCCGCAACUCGAGUGAUGGUGCGCUGGUAGCCCAGUUCGCUGCUUUACGAGCUGUAGGAGGAGAUGAAUCCAAAGUGCAUUCUGUCGGCGUCGAAGAGGGCAUGCUAAAGCCCAUUCUUUGCUCAGAGGACUUUUCUAUCCUGCUCAAGAAGCGUGCUGGUGCCUACGUAUGGCUUGGAAAUGGUUCUGGAGGUCCGAGGCUUCAUGAAAGCUCGUACAGAUUUGAUGAGAGAGCAGUGCCGUUCGGUGGAAAGCUGUUUGUCCAUUUGGCGACCAGUCCCGCGACUGUUGGCAAGAACCCGAACAGAGCGGAAUUUGGAAUUGCUUGA